GCCAUUCUUUGUUUCCAUUUCAUGCCCGCUAGGUAUGUGCCCCGCUAUCGGCAGCUGCUAGUGUACACUACUACCUAGCGGGGUUGUUGCUGCCCUGGGUGAUUUCCAUGCCAGGUGUUGCGGCUUGUCACCGCCGCCCACCAGUCACCUCACGGACCUUUCGGGGGCUCUUUACAGGGUCGAAACACUGAGGGUCCCCCCUGGGGCUGCGUGGAUCCUUUCUACUCCAGGCUGCCCCUGGCAUCUGCGCUGCUACCACUGUUAGGUACUUCCUGUGGCUUCCGCCCCGCCGUCCGCUUCCAUGGAACAGGGGCAGCAAGGGGAAUGUGAAGCUAACUUAGGGGUUUCUACAGUAGCGGAGGACCCUUUACCGUCAUUGUCUCUUUCUUCAUCGGGCAUUUGAAACUACCUAGGUGUAUGGACCCGUUGGUUGGCGAUGUUGGCUUCAGUCUCUUCUUCUUCUUCUUCUUCUUCCCCCCCUGGCUUCCUGUUGAGCGUCGACUAUAAGUUGCCGACAUAGGGACUAGGUACGCUAGCAAGCAAAUCACAAGGACAGAAACACCAUUACGACCGUGACCACCACCACCACCACCAUAACACAACACACAUCAUGACGACCCUCAUAGACCCGGCCACGCAGGCCCCCCUCCCGGCCGAUGCCAUCCAGCGCAUCCUCCACAUCACCUCCUCCUCGGUCCACAUCUACCAGAUCCCCCCUAUGCGCUCGACCAAGGGCCACAUGGCCGCCGACUGGACCGCCGACCCCAAGGCGCACAUCUUCACCGGCCGCGUGCGCAUCAUCGAGACCUCGAUCCCGCCGCAGACGCCCGAGCAGAUUGGAGAGAAGGACACGGUCAAGGUCGACAUUGUGCUCGAGGACCCUGCCACAAACGACCUGAUCGCCGCCGCCCCCUACACCACCCAGGCCGUCGUCGAGGCCACCAUCGACAGCAGCCGCUUCUUUGCCCUGCGCGUGCAGGAUCCCACCACCGGCAAGAAGGCCAUGCUCGGCGUCGGCUUCGAGGAGCGCAGCGAGUCUUUCGACUUUGGCGUGGCCCUGCAGGAGGCGCAAAAGUCGCUGGGCCUCAUCGAGGGCGUGGCGCCCCUGAUCAAGUCAAGCAAGAAACAGGAGGCCGAGGAGAAGAAGGAUUAUAGCUUGAAGGAGGGCGAAACGAUCACGGUGAACUUGAGCGGGACCAAGUUUGGGAGGAGAGCAAGGCAGGAUCGCCCCUUGUCGACGGACCUGGACAGCAAUUCACAGCCUCCUUUGUCGGCCUUUUCGCUCCCUCCUCCUCCAUCGUCGACUGGAGGUGGCGGCGGGUUAGGAAUGCCUUUCUUGCCGCCUCCGCCUAGCAGUGGACGUGCUGCGCACAGGAGACAACCAUCUGCGCAGGAGUUAGGGUUCGAUGAUGGACCGAACGGCAUGUUUGAAUAGGGAAUAAAGUCAGGAAGGAAAAUGAAGGAAACCGGAACGGCAAUUCUGGCUGGGGUUGGCUUAGAGAAGUCAGCAAGCAAGCAAGAUGUACGGCGCAUAUACCAUCAUCAUCAUCAUCAACAUCAUACAGGAUAUUUACGGAUCAGGGACGCGGAAAGCGACAUUGGCAGAUAAGACGGACAAGAAACGGCCAUACGAUAUCAAAGUGGCAAAAGGACUUGUCUACAAGCUUACACAACUAUACAGAGCUAAUAUACCUAAUCAUAAACAACCUUCCGGCUCG
This is a messenger RNA of Neurospora crassa OR74A, 1718 nucleotides long. Its product is annotated as adaptin ear-binding coat-associated protein 2. NCBI's taxonomy places the organism in Eukaryota, Fungi, Ascomycota, Sordariomycetes, Sordariales, Sordariaceae. The transcript has a single exon. The coding region runs from base 611 to 1435 and encodes 274 amino acids. Gene Ontology annotation, cellular component: clathrin vesicle coat; membrane. The record is from RefSeq and is a predicted model, not a curated record. Gene Ontology annotation, biological process: endocytosis.